AUGCCAUGGCCAACCCCGCCUGGGGCGUCCUCCAAAGCUGGAUUUCCUGCUUCGCCGUCAUUGCCUGCUUUCCCUUCCUCCACAUCCGCUCUUGAGACGCGCGAUGACAUCCAAGGCGAGGCAAAGCGCACUAGAAUAGCGCCAAACCUGACCGUGGCGCCCCGAGUCAUCGAUAUUGUGCGCAUGCCUGAUGGAGCGACAGGAUGCGUGGACCCAGGCAAGAGACGCGUCGUGAGCGCGUGCCGAUUCAGCAGCAGAGCUGGUAGCGACCGCCGCAUCUUUGCGACGACUCUGAGAUUGGAAGGCCGAAAGGAAGAUGAAGAACAGGGCGGUGGGAGGGCUGUUGUGCCGCUUGGCGGAGCAUGGCAAGAGCAGGCAGACCUUCUUGCGCAACCCCCUGCGAAUCCAAUGUCCAUCAUCUUAGUGAGUUGACCACUGCGAACACUUUGCGUACUACGGACAGCGUAGCUUAUACAAGUCCGUCAUCUACACAGGAUCACGAGAGCUGCGUCGUUGGCACUUCGUCGGGGCUGAUCUACCGCGUCUCCUUUGUGGGCAAUGCAUAUACUCAAGGAUGGGUUGAAGCAGAUUCUUCAAACGGCAAAGCAGACACAGCGAUUCCCCAGCGGGGCAUUGGCGAUACGACGAUCACUGACCUCGUGCAGCUUCGCGAUAUCUGGUCGACCUUGAUGCUGCCAGAGGACAGUCCUGCUGAUCACCCAGGUCGCUUCAAGCCACGAAGAGAUCUGGUUGCUGCCAUGGGUCUGCGCUGA
Ceraceosorus bombacis is the source of this 773-nucleotide messenger RNA. The record is from the annotation of a GenBank genome assembly. Lineage: Eukaryota; Fungi; Basidiomycota; Exobasidiomycetes; Ceraceosorales; Ceraceosoraceae.